Messenger RNA from Menidia menidia (Atlantic silverside), 366 nucleotides. NCBI's taxonomy places the organism in Eukaryota, Metazoa, Chordata, Actinopteri, Atheriniformes, Atherinopsidae. The record is from the annotation of a GenBank genome assembly.
AUGCGGGCGUCGUCCGCAAGUGAAAAACAUUCGUCAGCAGGGUGGGGGCUCGGCCGGGGCCAAUGGACGGGCGGAAUGAUUCCCAGGAACGCCAUCAUGUCUGACAAGAAGGCAGUGAUCAAAAAUGCCGACAUGUCUGAUGAAAUGCAGCAGGAUGCAGUGGACUGUGCCAUGCAGGCCAUGGAAAAGUACAACAUCGAGAAGGAUAUCGCUGCCUAUGUCAAAAAGGAGUUUGACAAGAAGUACAAUCCCACGUGGCACUGCAUUGUCGGGAGGAACUUUGGCAGCUACGUUACUCACGAGACGAAGCAUUUCAUCUACUUCUAUCUGGGUCAAGUGGCCAUUCUGCUCUUCAAGUCCGGCUGA